CCGACAGCGCCUGCGCGGAGUCGACGCGCGCCCGCCUGGGACGGGCCGGCAUGGCGUUCCGGCAGGCGCUGCAGCUGGCGGCCUGCGGCCUGGCCGGGGGCUCGGCCGCCGUGUUCUUCUCGGCGGUGGCAGUGGGGAAGCCCCGGGCGGGCGGGGACGCGGAGCUGCGCGUGGUCGAGCCGCCGGCGUGGGCGGGGGCCGCGCGCCCCGGGCCCGGCGUCUGGGACUCCAACUGGGACAGGAGAGAACCGCUGUCCCUGGUCAACCUGCGGAAGAGGAACCUGGAGCCCGGAGAAGAAGAGCUGGCGUCCAGGCUGGACCACUACAAGGCCAAGGCCACACGGCACAUCUUCCUCAUUAGGCACUCCCAGUACCACGUGGACGCCUCCCUGGAGAAGGACCGCACGCUGACGCCCCUGGGUCGUGAGCAGGCUGAACUAACCGGUCUCCGACUUGCAAGCUUGGGGUUGAAGUUUAACAAAAUCGUCCAUUCCUCCAUGACCCGUGCAAUAGAAACCACUGACAUCAUCAGCAAACACCUGCCAGGCGUCUGCAAGGUCAGCACAGACCUGCUGAGGGAAGGCGCCCCCAUCGAGCCUGACCCCCCCGUGUCUCACUGGAAGCCGGAGGCUGUGCAGUAUUACGAGGACGGGGCGCGGAUCGAGGCCGCCUUCCGGAACUACAUCCACCGGGCGGACGCCAAGCAGCAGGAGGACAGCUACGAGAUCUUCAUCUGCCACGCCAACGUCAUCCGCUAUAUCGUGUGCAGGCGCUGUGCGCGGUCGUUCCCGCUGCGAAGUCACACUUUGUAGGAGGCAACGCGAACGCCCGUUUCCCUGACGUCCCCCGACUGGUUUCAGCACCUGUCGAUGGCUCCUGCCCCCGUGGUUGCUCAGUGGUGUUUGCUUAAUGGUUUCGUAUGUCCCUUUAUUAAUUGGAAUUUUUGCGACGAUGGCCUCACGGAUCUGUGAGCCCGUUAGUCACCUGGCUGCGCCGGCUGCUCCCGCAGGGGCUCCUGUGUCCGUGGGGCGACCACGUCCCUUCGUCCUGGCCCCAGGGGUCCAGGGCCCUCGCGGUGAUGCCUGCGCUGAGCCACAGGCGGCGUCACGGAGGGCCCUGGGCCUGGGAAGGCCAGCCGGGUGCUCGUGGGUUUGACCACAUCCCACUUAGUGCAAGUGAGAACCCAGCCUCCGCCGGGUCCAUUGAAGGUGCUCAGCAGGUGCUUCAAGAGCUGAGGGGUCGGUCCCCUUCUCACGAGGGCCCGUUCGUUUGCCCUCAGGCGUCGCCCGCGUGGCCCGGGGCGAGCAGCCCUGCGCCAGGGGAGCAGGCGCGGCGCCAGGGUCCCGGCCAGGUUGAGCGCUGCCGGGAGGAGGGGCUGGGCUUCGGGGGCAGCCCGAGCCCGUGUGCCGCUCAGGGCGACUUCGGGACUGUGUGAACCCACGUCCUCCCAUAUCCCGGGACAGCACUGACCCAGUGUCACCGGGAGCGACCCCAGUGCUGAGGGCCGGCCGGAGACGUCGGGGCCGGGAGCGGCCUGUGCCCCCGGGACACGUGAGGGCGCUCUGCUCCCUAACUUAGGGCAGUUUUGAAAGCGGUGAGGGUGACGCUGAGCUUUGAAAAAGCAGCAUGUAGGUAGUUAAUUCUUCAAGUCGGCAAAACUCUCGACAGAGAGAGUGCCAGUUAAUGGCAAGCCACAGGGAUGCCACUUGUGCACCCCAGUGUCCUGGGGCAUAAAGGGGUCCGGUGGCUCGGAUGGAGGCCAUAGUCGUACUGGGCUUCUCAGCAAAUACUAACUGUGCCUAAGAAGCGUUAAGAGCAUGGAAAUGCUCCGGGGUUGUGAGUUGCCCCUGCCGCACCGUCUGGCUGCCCCCGUCCCCUUUUGGUGACACUGGAAGAACAAAUUCAGUUGCAUGCAUUUGUUAACCAGUGUGUUUGUGACUCACAUGCAAGCCUUGAGUUGGGUUGAUCCCCCGUCCCAGAGGGGCUGGGCUGUCACCUCCCCCUUGUUUGAUUGAUGGGUUGGCAUCCACCCGACAGCUCCUUCCUCUGUGAAACCCCUUUUGAAAAUGGGAGGGACUUGCAGGUGUUGGCCCCAACCCCAGGGAAGGCCCCUGAGGCCUUGUCAUCUGGGGUGGGCCCUUCCUAGCCUGUGCUCUCUC
Messenger RNA from Balaenoptera ricei (Rice's whale), 2159 nucleotides. It is a transcript of the gene PGAM5, whose product is annotated as PGAM family member 5, mitochondrial serine/threonine protein phosphatase. Gene Ontology annotation, cellular component: mitochondrion. The transcript has 6 exons. Bases 51 to 812 code for a protein of 253 amino acids. The record is from RefSeq and is a predicted model, not a curated record. NCBI's taxonomy places the organism in Eukaryota, Metazoa, Chordata, Mammalia, Artiodactyla, Balaenopteridae. Gene Ontology annotation, biological process: positive regulation of mitochondrial fission.